This is a messenger RNA of Enterobius vermicularis (human pinworm), 720 nucleotides long. The record is from the annotation of a GenBank genome assembly. Lineage: Eukaryota; Metazoa; Nematoda; Chromadorea; Rhabditida; Oxyuridae.
AUGGAAGUUGGUCAGGGAUCUAAACAGAUGUUUAGCACUGAGCCUGAUUUAACAAUCGAUUCUACUAAUUCAGCGCAAAUUGGAGCUAAUCACGGAAGUGAAGUGCAGCAUCCACCUGACCCGCACGCACAGACAGUUUCCUCGGAAAACGAUCAGUCUUCUUAUGAUUGGACACCGUGGUCUUUUUUCACCCAACCACGAGCAUCUGAAGUCGAUGAACAAAGUACGGUGGCAACGCAGUAUUCUUUCACACCAGUGACUGCAGAUUCUGAGCAAGUUUCCCAGGAAAAUGCUGGAUCUGUCAUGUCGCAAGAUUUUCAUUUUGAUGCAGUUCCUGACGCAAUUAAUUUGACUGCUUAUGUUGCUGGACAGCUAAUGGAGGCUUCAGCUCAGCUUACAGUUGGUCGUACCAAAAAGAAAGGCAAAGGCAAACAACAUAAGAAACGGGGGCGCAAGUUGUCCGGUAAAGGGAAAAAAAAGCAUGCGUCUUUUGACCCGUGGCGUGUCCCUCCUACCCCACCUCCAUCGCCGGUCGAUAGUGAGUGUAAUUCUGACAGUGAUGCAGAAAGCGUUUACGAGUCUUCUGACCAGAGCGAUGAUGAGGACGAGCAGGUUGCUGCAGUCCAGUGCGACUUGUAUAAAUUUUGUGGAUUUUGCACGAUGGAUGACGAAUGUCCGCUGGUUCAUCGCAGGUACGCUUCAUCGGAUUCUCGAUGUUAG